AAAAAAAUUAUUUUUCCAUAAAUCAUUCUCUGAUUUAAAGCCAGUAAUAAUAAUGAUCAGUGAAAAAAAUAAUAAUGAUGAUGAAGAAAUAAUCUCUGAAUCGAAUUCAUUGUUAAAUAUUGUUGACAUACCGCAUCCGAAUAAUUUAUCAAAAAAAUCAAUACCGGAUCAUGAAAUUAUUCCAUUGGAUUGUAAUAAUACCUAUCAUCAUACUAAAACCAAUAAUAUGCAUGAUAAUACUAUGAACAAAUGUAAACAAUUUUUAAAUGUGAAUUCCAGUUUCGGUCUGUCAUCAUUAUCUAAAUUAGAUAAAAUGACUCGACCAUCUUUGAAAAAAUUACAUAAAUUGCAUUCUACUACUACUACUACUAGUACAUCACCAAAUGAAUCAGAAAAAAAAUCUACACCGACAAAUGAAAAUGCAUCACGUCGUUGGAAAAAAGUUCAAUGUACAAUGAAAGUGGUGCUUGGUUCAAUGGAUCAAGCUAAAUUGAAACGUAAAUCACAUAAUCAUGAUUUAUCACGUAGAGAUUCAUUUAUGUAUCGUUUUUCAACACAACGUCGUGGAACAUACUACAAUGAUGAUGAUUAUUUGUCUGAUACAAAUUAUGAUUAUUUAUUUUUGGAUAAAUAUCCUUUACAGAAAUUCGAUAAUUACGAUUGUAUCCCAGAAAUCGAUAAUAAUAAUAGUAAUAAUAAUAACGAUAAUAAUUUUGAUAACAAUGUCAACAACAAUGACGAGAAACUGUCAAAUGCUAAAGAUGAUUUGACUGAAAAAAUCAAUAUUGACGAUAUUACUAAUAAUGAUCAUCAUAAUCAAACAGAAGAUUUGACUACAACACCUAUGAUUUCAGAAAAAGAUACACAUUUAAACAAAAACCAAUCUCAUCCAUCUACAAUAAAAGAUGACAUGUUCUAUUUGGACACAUCAAUUUUAACAAAUAACAACAACAGCCACAAUAAUCCUAUUAAUGACAAUUUUCUCAAGCAUAAAUCAAGUAUUGAAACAAUUAAAAGUGAUAAAUUCAAUAAAGAUGAAUAUGAGAAAAAUUUGACACUGUUAAAAAAUUAUCGAAAAUCCCAUUUAUGCAUUGUUUUCUAUCCAAAUAGUACAGGUUAUAUAAUAUGGUUAACAUUUGUCUCGUUAGCGUUGUUAUAUAAUUUAUGGACACCGAUUGCACGUCAAGCAUUUGAUGAAUUACAAUUUAAAUAUCAAACUAUUUGGUUAUCAUUUGAUAUAUUGGCUGAUAUUAUGUAUUUAAUUGAUAUAUUUGUACAAUGUAAUACAAGUUAUUUAAAAUGUGGUUUAAAAGUACAAGAACAUGAUAAAUUGAUUAUACGUUAUUUAAAAUCAUAUAAAUUCUUAUUAGAUAUUUUAUCAUUAUUUCCAUUGGACUUGUUACAAUUCAAAGUUGGUAUACAACCAAUGUUAAGAUUUCCAAGAUUUCUGAAAUGUUAUCGAUGUCAAGAAUGGAAAGUACGUGUAGAGAAUAGAACAAUUUUUCCAAAUAUAUGGAGAGUAUUUAAUUUGAUACAUAUAUUAUUUUUAGGAUGUCAUUGGUUUGCUGCAUUCUAUUAUUUAAUAUCAAAAUAUGAAGGUUUUAAAAAUCCAUGGGGUUAUCAACCGUACACUGAUGCAGAACAAGUAACAAUGUCAAGAAGAUAUUUAAAAUCAUUUUAUUGGGCUACUUUAACAUUGACCACGAUUGGUGAUUUAAGUUCACCAUCGAGUAGUAUAGACGUUCGUGGACAGAAUGGUUCAGUUUCCAAUUUAUGGUUAACAUUUACAAUCGUAUCUUACCUUAUUGGUGUAUUCAUUUUUGCAACAAUUGUCGGUCAAGUUGGAAAUAUAAUCACCACAAGAAAUGCCCAUCGUACUGAAUUCGAAAAAAUCUUAGAUAAUGCUAAAAGUUAUAUGCGUGAAAAUUCAGUGAAUAAAGAUUUACAAAAUCGAAUCCUUCGCUGGUAUGAUUAUGCAUGGUCAAAAGGAAGUGGACGAGGUGGUCAAGAUAUUAAUUCAUUGGGAAUGUUACCAGAUAAAUUAAAAACUGAACUUGCACUGAAUGUAAAUUUGGAAACAUUGAAAAAGGUGACAAUAUUUCAUGAAUGUAGACCGGAAUUUUUACAUGAUAUUGUAUUGAAAAUGCGUCCAUUAGUUUUAACACCUGGUGAUUUAAUAUGUCGUAAAGGUGAAAUAGCACGUGAAAUGUUUAUUAUUGCCGAUGGAGUACUUGAAGUAUUAAGUGAAGAAAAUGAAGUGCUUUCUACAAUGGGUCCAGGUGAUUUUUUCGGUGAAAUUGGGGUAUUAAAUUUAGAUGGAAUAAAUAGACGAACUGCUGAUGUACGUGCUGUUGGAUAUGCGGAAUUAUUUGUUCUAGCACGUGAUGAUAUAUUGAAGGCAUUGAAAGAUCAUCCAGAAGCUGAGUUUGUUAUAAGAAAACAUGCAGCUAAACGUUUAUAUGAAUCACGUCAUCGACGAUCAGGUAUUUUACAAGGCAAAAAAUCACCAUCAUGUAGUUCGAAUGUUUCAAGUAAAUUCUCUCCAAUACUACAAACACAUCCAUAUUUAUUUCCUGUAGGAAAUACAAUUGGAUGUUCAGUUAGUAGAGAAUUAUCACGAUUUUCUACUAGUCCAAGUUGUUUAGAUAAAAUUUCAUCACAUCGUCGACUGACAAGUUAUAAUGCUCAAUCAAAUGAAAGAUUAUUGAACAAUACCGAUAAACAAUACCUAACAACAUUAAUGGAUAGUGUGGAACAGUUUACAGAAAGAUGGGAUAAUAUUUUGAUGUCACUAGUUGAUAGUCAUCGUAAAGAAUUAUUACUUUUAAAAGAAAAUUUAAUUCAACAAUGUGCAACAAAUCAAAAUUCUCUAUGAUUUGUACAGAAAUAAAAAAUAAAAAUAAAAAAUAAAAUAAAGAAUAAAACAUUUUCAUUGAUGAUAAUUAUUGUCUUCCAUAUAGUAAUUUUAUUUUUUCAUUUAAUGAUUCAUAUUGAAAUUUGAAAAUUUGGAAAAAGUAUACAAAAAAAAUGAAUUCGAAUUUGAACUGUAAUCUUCUUAUACUUUCUGUUAUAUAAUUUUAUCACAAUACAUACACUUAUUCAAUUCUAUUUUCUUUAUUUAAUUUGUAAAAAAGAUGUGUAUAAUAAAA
Messenger RNA from Schistosoma turkestanicum, 3149 nucleotides. Lineage: Eukaryota; Metazoa; Platyhelminthes; Trematoda; Strigeidida; Schistosomatidae. The record is from the annotation of a GenBank genome assembly.